This is a messenger RNA of Pyrenophora tritici-repentis Pt-1C-BFP, 787 nucleotides long. Its product is annotated as BYS1 domain protein. Lineage: Eukaryota; Fungi; Ascomycota; Dothideomycetes; Pleosporales; Pleosporaceae. The record is from RefSeq and is a predicted model, not a curated record.
AUCAGAACACAAACACGAAAGCUAUCUUCUUCGAUAACAUUCACUUCAAACAAUAUUCAAUAUGCUCCUCAACGCCAUCACACUCGUCUCUCUCAUCGCCGGCGCCCAGGCUGUCGGUCGCGCUAUCGUUACCAACCAAUGUGAUGCGCCCAUCUACCUCUGGUCCGUUGGUGGCAGCAUCGGCGAGCAGAAAGUUAUUACCAAGGACCAAUCCUACAGCGAGACCUUCACCAAAGACCCCAAGUCCGGUGGUAUUGCCCUCAAGAUGACCGCCGUCGAAGGCGGCAUCUUCAAGCCCAACGUCAGUCAAACCAUCUUUGCCUACAACCUCGACGCCAAUCAGAUCUGGUACGACAUGAGCGACAUCUUCGGCGACGGCUUUGCAGGCAGAACUAUGACACUCAAGCCCAAGGACCCUGCCUGCCCGAGCAUCAAUUGGUAUGGUGGAAAGCCUACUGGUGGCAGCCAGAUCAAGAACUGCGAUGCCAGCACGGAUUUGGAGCUGACCUUUUGCACAAACCACUGCCUGCCAAGUUGGUCUCCUUGCGGCAAUGCUGCCCCUGGUGAUUCUAGGACUUGCUGCACGCACUGCAUUGGUAGUCACCACUGUGUCGCUGCACCUUAAUACGUCACACAGAUAUCAAUACGCUAAGGCACUGGAUAUGUUACUGCUUUGGGGAUACUGGUUCGAUAGUCAGGGGAAUGGUUGGAUGGGUGUUCGGGUUAGAGGCGGGGUUAGCGGUUGUGCUAGUAUAGGACAUCACUUAAUAUAGAACAUUUUAGGGGA